GAGCAGCACGCGAGCGCGAGCACCUCCGUCCCCGAGAGCAGCUCGAAAAGCCCCAAAAAAAGCAGAGGAGCGAAAGAGCAGCGACUUUGUAGAGAUUGUCUCUGAAUGUGUGUGUGCAGCAGCAGCGGCGGCAGCAGCACGAUUGCGCACCCUGGCCCGGGCAUGUGCCGGUGAAGCGGGGGCAGCCGUCGCCGCCGCCUCCGCCUCCGAGCCGCAGCAUUCGCUCGGCUCGCACGGGGCGCGCACCACUCGGCUACGACGGAGGCCAAACGCGCGACCACCGCCUCCAGCUCGGGCCACCAUGUAAAAAUCAGCGACGAGCCACCCUUGAGGAGAGGCUACCCCGCCGAGGGCUCGUUCUCCGUGCUGCCACCGCCGCAGGUGGCGCCGCAGCACCAGCCGCAGGGAAGACUCAUCGUCCGCGGGCACAACCAGAGGCAGCAGGUCGGUGACUCGGGGGCGUCGUCUCCCUUGCUGCCCCGCUCCUCCACCCCCACCCCCAGCGUCCUCAGCGCCGGCAGCAGCCACGAGGUGCUCAGGGUCCGCUGCCGCAUCCUCCCCUCGGUCGGCGAGGUCCGGCCCUCCAGACCCAACACCCCCGCGCUCCCGCCGCCUCCGCCGUCGCCCCCGCUCCAGCAGCAGCAGCAGCAGCCAGCGCUUACAGGAACCCUCGAGCCGCCGGCCACAGUUGGCACCUCUUCGUCGACCGCGCCGAGCAACGCCACGAUGCAGCACUAUCCGUACCUGCAGGAGAUGAAGGAGCGGCUGCUCCUUAAUCCAGGCGACGCAGACCCCAACGACCCCGAUAUCAUGGACAAGCCGGAACAGGUGAUGGAUACGGUCAUCAAGUGCAACCCCGACGGAUUCGGACAGCACACUUCGCCCACCCGCGCCGUUCUCUACCGCACCGGAAGGACCGACGACGGACCAAUGCUGCCCAAAAACGCAAAGACGUCGCUGUUCAUCGUCAUGAGUUUCAUCUACGCCAAACUGCUGGUGGUGGUGUGCAUCGCCUUCCAGAUCUCAGAAGUGGUCACCCACAAUGUGCCGCUGCACUACUACGAGGCAUUCUUCACGUACCUGUACAGCGCGAGUAUCCUGUACCUUCUGUACGUGUUCUGCUACCUUCUCACGGGUAACGGACGUCCCGAGAGGCGACCACCUCCCAAGAAGAAGAAGGAAAAGAAGGAGAAGAAGAAGGACAAGGUAGUCGAGGAUGCCUCCUCCCCUUCGCAGGCCCAGAAGAAUAAGGGUGCCCUGUUCCAGCAAGAAAGCUACCCCCGCAAGAAGAAACACCAAAUGCGGCAGCAGGCAGGGUCGUCCGCCUCGCCGCCCCCGGCAGCGACCGGGGGCGCGAGGAGCCCUGACGGCAGGGGCCAGUUCGGCAAGGAGGGCAAGGAAGGCGUCGACUCGGGUAAUGAGACCGGCGGGGCCACCAGCCCCCUGCAGGAAAAGGGAAGCAGCCACGACCUGCUCGAGAAGCCGCGCAAGAGGAAGACCUCUGAGAGCGACAAUGGACACGGCUCCUUCUUCCUGCGCGUUGGUGCCAUCGCUUUCGGCCUGGGCACCAUGAUCUACAACGGCCUCGAGUUCGGCUCCUGGUUUGAGAUUCCGGUGCACUCGGACUGCUACUCGGUGCUGAGGGGCGCCAACCCGGUUCUCCAGAUGAUCUUCACUUUCAUGCAAAUGUACUUCAUCUUCAUGAACUCGAGACUCAACAUCCACCGCUUCAAGGUGAUUUCCCGUUUCGGCCUGAUGCACAUCGUGGCCACCAACAUCUGCGUGUGGAUCCGCACGCUGGUGCUCGAGUCGCUGAAGGAGGUGUCCGCCUGGAGGUCACGCAACGGCGAGGGCGGCGUCUCUGAGGACUUCAUGAUCCUCGAGGGACAGCGACUGAUGGCUAAGCGCCGCGGCGAGACGCCCGAGUACAUCGGCCACAUCAAGAACUUCUUCAACGACCUGUACAUGACUGCGGCCAAGCAGUUUGACCCUGAGGAGGGCUCGACAGCCUCCACCGAGGAGAGCACAAUCAUCCCCUCCACCACCACGCAGUUCAGCUUCCUCGAGACUGAGGGAUUAAUGUCGAUCGACAGAAACGCCUCCGACUACAUCCAACCGUCAAACUACACGUGCGGCCGCAUCAACAUCAUGGGCACCAUUGUGCAAGACUCGGCCCCCUACCUGUACCCCUUCAUCAUCGAGUACAGCUUGAUCGGCGCUGCAGUUAUCUACGUCAUGUGGUCUCGCAUUGGACGCCAUCCAAGAUACUUGUCCGACGAAGAAGAAGGAUUGAUGGCCCCAGUGGCCAUGGUGCCCGUGCGGAGGAUCGAAAACGGUCGCGUCGACUGCGUUGGAGCGAGCAAGGGCCUGUUCUUCGGCCUGCUUCUCCUGGUCGGCUCGCUUAUCUGUUUGAUCCUCUUCUUUGUACUCGUGCAGCACAAAGAUUUGGGACUGCUCGCCAUCUAUCUGGCUGAUGUGUCACAUUGUGUGGUCCUCUCUUUGGCGUUGCUGGCCAUUUUCAUAGGCUUCUGCCGAAUUCGAAGCUUGAAAUUCCACACCGAUGUGACCAACAUCCUGAACGACAUACUGCUGCGUGUUUCUGCUUUCGGUCUGUUCAUCUACGCGGUGUUCUCGGUGAUUGCUGGCUCAUUGUCUGCAUUCACGCACGAGCCCAACCUCCUAGUCAUGGUCACUGGCAUUCUGGUCGUGAUUGAGGUCGUUUUCCAACUGCUCUUCAUCGCCGACGUUUCAAGGCGCCGUGUACAUCUGCCUGAGCAUGAAAGGACCAAGCCAGGCCGCCAGGUGGUCACCUUCUUGCUUAUUUGCAACAUCACCAUGUGGGUUAUUUACACGUUUGAAGUGCAGAAGGUCAGCAACAAUCCCGUGCAGCUCGAUUUCUACGGCUUCCUCGCCUGGGCUAUCGUGCAGCGCGUGACUCUGCCUUUGUGCAUCUUCCACCGCUUCCACUCGGCCGUCGCUUUCGCCGAGAUCUGGAAGACGAGCUACAAGCCGCGGUUAGAGUGA
This is a messenger RNA of Cloeon dipterum, 3024 nucleotides long. Its product is annotated as proton channel OtopLc-like. Gene Ontology annotation, biological process: proton transmembrane transport. The transcript is spliced from 14 exons. Bases 727 to 3024 code for a protein of 765 amino acids. Gene Ontology annotation, molecular function: proton channel activity. Gene Ontology annotation, cellular component: membrane. NCBI's taxonomy places the organism in Eukaryota, Metazoa, Arthropoda, Insecta, Ephemeroptera, Baetidae. The record is from RefSeq and is a predicted model, not a curated record.